AAAAAUUGAAAUUGUCUUUCUGCUUUAGGUUCACACUUUGCAUUUUAUCAAGAGAAACAUAAAAAUGGUAUUGCAAUCUUGCACAUUCGACUUGAUCAAUCUGGCUCCCUCCAAUUCUCUUGUGGCAUUUUGCUUCUGCAAUUUGAUCAUAGCCAUUCUGCUCGUGGCUAGUUCCAAACCCGGAGGCAAUACUAGUCCGGACAGGUAUGAAGAGUACCCUCCAAUUCCACUUAAAAAGGAUUCUCUCGCUGACCAUACUGGACAUUGGCGCCAGGGCGACGAUAUGAAAGAGGUUACUGAAGAAUCAGAUGAAGUUACAGAAGCAGUUUCUGUCAGCCAUGCUAUAAUUAUCCACUCUGAAGUAACCGACGUUGAUGAUGGUGAUGAUGAUUGUGAAAGUGAGGAAGAUGAUGAUGAACUGAGGAGAAGGGUUGAAGAAUUCAUUGAUAAAGUUAACAGAGGUUGGAAGGCAGAAAAUUUGAGAAUGUGUACAUCAUGAAGCAUAUGAGGCUGCUGAUAUUAUCAAAUUUUUGCACUGUAGAAAAGCCAUUGUAAUUCUCUUAAUAAUAGAGUAAUUGUAAUGUGAAGGGAAAAUGAGCCAACUAAUUUUGAGGGGUGGAGAAGUUGUGAACUUAUAAUUGAAUGCCUUGUUAUCACACAAGAAUAAUGUUGCAUCUGUCUCUGUAUGCACCAUAACUUUGCUCAUAUUUCCACCCAGUAACACCAACUUAGUAUCUGAGUAGAUAUUUCC
Molecule: messenger RNA, 751 nt
Organism: Oldenlandia corymbosa var. corymbosa
Lineage: Eukaryota; Viridiplantae; Streptophyta; Magnoliopsida; Gentianales; Rubiaceae
Source: the annotation of a GenBank genome assembly